CCUCAAAAUGCCUCAAAUUAGUGAAUUUGCCGUGGAAAGGUGGAUGGACCAGCACGAAACUACCGCCACCCACAACCUCGCCGAAACCUGCUGUGCCUCCAUCUCACUCACCGACCUGGUUGCUCUCUCCGAGAACACCAUCGCCCCCGAGGAUCUCCUCAAGCCAGCUAAAAAGCUCACCUACGGUGCCAUCCGCGGCUCCGAGACCCUCCGCGCCAACAUCGCCAACCUCUACGCGCCCGCCCCCAUCACCAAAGACAACAUCCUCGUCACCAACGGCGGCAUCGCAGCCAACUUCCUCGCCUUGUACGCCCUCGUCAACCUCGGUGACCACGUCAUCGUACAGUAUCCGACCUACCAGCAACUCUACACCCUGCCGCGAUCCCUGGGCGCGGACGUCAGUCUAUGGCGAUCCGACGAGACGAAGAACUGGGAAGUCAACAUCGAUGAACUACGCAACUUAGUAACUGAUAACACUAAGCUGAUCAUCAUCAACACCCCCCAAAACCCAACCGGGGCCAUCCUCCCCCCAACCCUCCUAGAACAAAUCAUCGCCAUCGCCAAAUCCCACGACCUCACUAUCCUCAGCGACGAAGUCUACCGGCCUCUUUUCCACUCAUCCCCAUCCCCAUCCCCACCCUCCCUGCUCAGUUACAACUACCCCAAAACCCUCACCACCAGCUCCGUCUCCAAAGCCUACAGUCUGGCCGGGAUCCGGAUCGGGUGGAUCGCUUCCCCGGACCCCUCGCUGCUGGACCUUGUUGCUUCCGUCCGAGACUACACCACCAUCUCGGUGAGCGGGGUCGAUGAUCAUAUUGCCGGUCUUGCGCUGUCGCAGCCUACGGUUUCGAAUCUCCUGGAAAGAAAUCUUUCCCUGGCACGGGGGAAUCUAGAGAUUUUGAGUGCUUUCGUGGAGAAGUUCAGUUGGGCUGUAAAAUGGAAUAAGCCGGUUUCUGGAACGACUGCGUUUUUGAAGUUCGUGAAUCGCAGUGGUAAGGCACUAAACGACGAGGUAUUCUGCAAAAUGGUGAUGGAGAAAACGGGGGUGUUGGUUGUACCCGGG
This is a messenger RNA of Aspergillus ibericus CBS 121593, 1063 nucleotides long. RefSeq names its product putative aminotransferase. The record is from RefSeq and is a predicted model, not a curated record. Gene Ontology annotation, biological process: biosynthetic process. Gene Ontology annotation, molecular function: catalytic activity; pyridoxal phosphate binding. NCBI's taxonomy places the organism in Eukaryota, Fungi, Ascomycota, Eurotiomycetes, Eurotiales, Aspergillaceae. The transcript has 3 exons. The annotation marks the transcript as partial.